UGUAUUUAAGUAAACCACCUAAGCAUUUCUUUCUUGUACAUCUUCAGAGUAGUCAUUUCUUUAAAUACUACUACAUUUCUUUGUUUCACUGUUGGAUUGGUUAAUUGGCAGAGGACAUGGACACACUGUGUGAGUGUGGAGGAGGACUUGUUGAUGCUCUGAACACUAAGAUCUAUGGAAAUGGCACUCAAACUAUAGUUCUCUCUCAUGGGUUUGGUACAGACCAGACUGUUUGGCAAUACCUAGUCCCUUUCCUUGCAUACUACUUCAAAGUCGUAGUUUUCGACCUAGUCUUCUCACCAAAUGUUGAUCCUAACCUCUAUGAUCCUAAAAAGUACUCGAGUUUCGAUUUCUAUGCGCAAGACUUGAUUUGCAUUCUUGAUCAGCUCAGUGUGAAGAAGAGUAUUUAUGUAGGUCACUCGAUGUCUGCCAUGAUUGGAUUCAAAGCUGCAAUAAGACGACCAGAACUCUUUGAGCAUCUAGUCCUCCUAAGUGGCUCUCCAAGGUACCUCAAUGAAAAGGGAUAUAAUGGGGGCUUCAGGAGAUCAGAUCUCAACAGUAUCUUCAAAGAUAUGCAUCAAAACUUUACAGGAUGGGUUCAAAGUUUCGCUCCAAGAGCUAUUAGUGUGAACAACAUUACUGCUAUAGCCAAGUUUGAACGCAGCCUAGGCAGAAUGCAACCCGAGAUAGCGCUCAGUGUUGCCAAAACCGUGUUCCUAAGCGAUCUAAGAACAGUUUUACCACAGGUUCGAGUUCCUUCCACCAUUAUCCAGUCCGAAAAGGAUAUCAUUGUUCCAAAAUCUGUUGCAUUCUACAUGAAGAGGAAGCUUGGUGGGCGUGCUAGGGUCAAAAUUCUGAAAACACAAGGCCACUUUCCUCAGCUCACAGCUUAUCCUUUGCUCUCGCAUGUUUUGAAGAGAGUUCUUUGCACUAGUGAGUAGUUUAUAGUAAGGGAAAAAAAGAAUGUAGUAUGUGUUGAUUUCUGCUCUCCAACCUCCCUAGUCUUUACUCAUCUAAUUUGUGUGGGGGUGAAAGGUGGUUUAAUGGUAAAGAAUUAAGAUGAGAUAGACAGGGCAGAAACCACCAAUAAUCAUAAGCUUUCUUUUGGCACUUGUGUAUGGCAAACAGUGACAUGUAAAAAUAAUUUAUUUCUUAUUUCACCUAAA
Cornus florida is the source of this 1166-nucleotide messenger RNA. RefSeq names its product strigolactone esterase D14-like. Lineage: Eukaryota; Viridiplantae; Streptophyta; Magnoliopsida; Cornales; Cornaceae. Bases 117 to 941 code for a protein of 274 amino acids. The transcript is spliced from 2 exons. The record is from RefSeq and is a predicted model, not a curated record.